AUGAGUGAAAAAGACAAAAUUCAGAACCGAUCCCUUUCUUGUAGCAGUAAUUUCCGACCAUUAGAACCAUACACUUCUGCCAUUAAGCCGGGUCAACUCUAUGGACCUAUUUCGACCCCAAGUUAUGUUACCUGCAACGCUAUAGAUCCAGUCGAUUAUCGUAUUAUGCUCAAUACCAGUGGUUCUGUAGACCAUUCCUUAUUUCCCGAGUUUAUCUACACCGUACCCGACAAGAUACUACUCCUAAACAGUCCUUCCCUGCCAAUUUUAAAUUAUUACCUAGACCUGGUUGCCAAGAUUUGUCCCGCUAGCGAUCAGAUUGAAGACUCAACCAACAAGACAUUUACUUCAGGCGUCGGAUUAGUGACCUUCAUUUGCAAGCCUAAUGAAGAUGAACCAGACGAGAUCAAGACUUCUAAAAAACAUGACCUGUCAAUCCAUGUUACCCAUACUGAUUGGGAUCCCAUAGUUCAGUUCAUUGUUUGUGCUCUACUGGUAUUAGCACUAUGUUGA
This is a messenger RNA of Puccinia graminis f. sp. tritici CRL 75-36-700-3, 513 nucleotides long. RefSeq lists its product as uncharacterized. The transcript has 2 exons. NCBI's taxonomy places the organism in Eukaryota, Fungi, Basidiomycota, Pucciniomycetes, Pucciniales, Pucciniaceae. Bases 1 to 513 code for a protein of 170 amino acids. The record is from RefSeq and is a predicted model, not a curated record.